This is a messenger RNA of Magnolia sinica, 2314 nucleotides long. Its product is annotated as pentatricopeptide repeat-containing protein At4g19191, mitochondrial-like. Gene Ontology annotation, biological process: RNA modification. Gene Ontology annotation, molecular function: RNA binding; protein binding. The transcript has a single exon. The coding region runs from base 2 to 2158 and encodes 718 amino acids. NCBI's taxonomy places the organism in Eukaryota, Viridiplantae, Streptophyta, Magnoliopsida, Magnoliales, Magnoliaceae. The record is from RefSeq and is a predicted model, not a curated record.
CAUGCGAUCGACCCAAUGGUCAAGACAUCUCUUCAAGUACCCAUUCAAAUUCAAACCCGCCACCCAACAACCCCAACCUGUUGCUUCCUUCUCUUCCCUCUUAAAUCUCUGCAACAAAACCGAAUUCCUCCAACAAAUCCACGCCCGAUUCAUCUUACAUGGCCUCCAACACAAUCCAACCCUCUCCUCUAAUCUCAUCACUCGCUAUGCUGAUCUCGGCCGACUUGAUCUCUCCCAGACCAUCUUUGAUUCCGAAGACGACCCAGAUGCCCUUUUGUACAAUACAAUCAUCAGAAAUCUUUCAAUCCACGGGAAAUCCGAGAGAAUCCUUUUGGUUUAUCAUCAAAUGGUCACUAAGUCCAUGUACCCAGAUGAAUUUACCUACCCUUUUGUUCUGAAAUCGUGUGGUGAUCUUUUGGGUAUUGAAACUGGUGUAAAAAUCCAUACUCAUUUGAUUAAAUUGGGUUAUGAAUCAGAUGUUCAUGUGGGAACAGCUCUUGUUGAUAUGUAUGCAAAGUGUAAUGAAAUCCUUGACGCACGGCGUGCGGUCGAGGGAAUGCCUGUGAGAGAUUGGGAUUAUUGGAAUGCAUUGAUUUUCAGCUUUUAUCAGAAUGGAGACCCUGUGGGGUGUUUUAGGCUGUUUAGGAGAAUGAGAUUGGAAGGAGUCAAGCCCGAUGUGGUUGAUAUAGUUUAUCUUUUGCGAUUGGCAGCUGAUUUGGAAUGCUUGGAAGCAGGAAGAUGCAUUCAUGUUUUGAUUAUUUUGAAUGGCUUUGGAAGCAAUUUAUCUGUGAAUACUUCUCUUUUGACGAUGUAUUCCAAGUUGGGUAGUUUGGACACAGCAACAUUAGUGUUUGAAAAGAUGCCCGAGAGGGAUUGUGUGGUGUGGAAUAUCAUGAUUGCAGCAUAUUCCCGAAAUGGGUAUUCAGAGAAAGCAUUAGAACUGUUGAUUUUGAUGCAGAAAUCAGGUGCUAGAACUGAUCUAUUUACUGCAAUUGCUGCUAUUACUUCAACUGCUGAAUUGAAAUCUAUUGAUCGAGGUAAACAGAUUCAUGCUCACGUGAUUAGAAAUGGGUCCGACUAUCAAGUUUCAGUUUGCAAUUCGCUCAUCGAAAUGUACUCCAAGUGUGGGAAUUUGAAUUUAGCACGAAAGAUUUUUGAUUCAUUGGCAGACAAAACUGUGGUUUCGUGGAGUUCAAUGAUAAAAGGAUAUGUGAGCCGUGAUUGUUCUUCUGAUGCUUUGUCUCUCUUUAGGCAAAUGAGAAUGGAUGGCAUAAGGUUCGAUUCCAUAACGGUGAUUAAUAUCCUUCCGGCUUGUGUAAAUAUAGGAGCAUUGGAACAAGUCAAAAACAUUCAUGGGUAUUCAAUCAAACAUGGUUUAAGCACAAUAGUAACCACAGUUACAGCUAUUCUCGUCAGCUAUGCGAAAUGCGGGUGUAUAGAGAUGGCACAAAAGAUGUUUGAUGAAGAAGAAAUCGAUGACAAAGAUAUAAUUUCAUGGAAUUCAAUGAUCAGUGCAUAUGCUAAGCAUGGAGAUUGGGCCCGAUGCUUCGAACUGUACAACCGAAUGCAGGAUUCGAAAGUGAGACCAGAUCAAAUAACUUUUGUUGGACUAUUGACAGCCUGUGUUAAUUCAGGCUUGGUUAAAGAGGCGUGGGAGUGUUUCAAUCAGAUGAGUGCACUGUAUGGUUGCCGGCCCACCCAAGAACACUAUGCUUGCAUGGUGGACCUUCUUGGCCGCUUGGGUUAUCUUGGCGAAGCCAUCAGCCUUAUAAAAACAAUGCCGUUCGAACCAGACGCACGUGUCUGGGGCCCAUUAUUGAGUGCUUGUAAGAUGCAUUCAGAGAUUGGGCUGGCGGAAUUUGCGGCCAAGAAGCUUAUAGAGAUGGAGCCAAAAAAUGCCGGGAACUAUGUGUUGCUUUCGAACAUAUAUGCUGCCGCAGGCAAAUGGGAUGAUGCUGCUAAGAUGAGGGGCUUUAUUAGAGACAGGGGUUUGAAGAAGACCCCUGGCUGUAGCUGGCUAGAGAUAAACGGGCGGGUACAUGAAUUCCGUGUCGCGGAUCACUCCCAUCCUAGGUCGGAAGACAUAUAUACCAUUUUAAAGAAUCUGGAGUUGGAGAUUAAGGAUGAUGCUGACAUGGGCUCAAAACUGUUAUCUUGAGGUCAGAUUCAUGCCCUUUAGGUUUUUGUGUGUGUGUGUGUGUGUGUGUGAAUCAUCUACUUAGUGUGGUGAUCUCACUUCGAGCAGGUUGGAUGCACUAUCGAAUUAAAUUGCAAUUAUUAGUCUCAUCAUCAUCAUUUGAGCCUUAUCCCAAUU